AUUUUACAAAUUUUCCCAUGUUUUCAUGCAGAUGUUUGAGAGAGAUCCCACUCGCAGGCUAGGGGUUGUGGGUAACAUUCGUUUGCACCCCUUCUUCGCGGUCAUAAACUGGCAGGCUCUGGAGAGAAGAGAGGUGGAGCCUCCCUUCAAACCUAAAGUGAAAGCGCCCAAUGAUUGCAGCAACUUUGACCACGAGUUCCUCAGCGAGAAACCUCGUCUCUCCUACAGCGACAAGAACUUCAUCGACUCCAUGGAUCAGUCGGCGUUUGCUGGCUUCUCAUUCAUCAACCCAAAGAUGGAGCACCUAUUAGAAAAGUAACCGCUGUUCUGACAGACUGGGCUCACUUCUCCGAUGUCCACUGGACAGUUCACUUAUUCUGUCACUGAUAAAUGAGCUGAUCCACCUCCAGUACUUGUGUGACCUUAUUUUAAGCACAGACUAUUCCCGUCGGGUACGUUUAGAAAUUUUACCUGUAGAAAUACGCCCUUGUACUGUACAAAUUGAUUUAAUUGUUUUAUGAGCAUGCUGUAUAUUCCUUUAGGCUGUCGAGGCCAGUAUGAAUAAUAAUAAUAAUAA
Messenger RNA from Cynoglossus semilaevis (tongue sole), 577 nucleotides. Its product is annotated as protein kinase C delta type-like. Gene Ontology annotation, molecular function: protein serine/threonine kinase activity; ATP binding. Gene Ontology annotation, biological process: protein phosphorylation. The record is from RefSeq and is a predicted model, not a curated record. The transcript is spliced from 2 exons. NCBI's taxonomy places the organism in Eukaryota, Metazoa, Chordata, Actinopteri, Pleuronectiformes, Cynoglossidae. The coding region runs from base 26 to 319 and encodes 97 amino acids.